Suillus clintonianus is the source of this 252-nucleotide messenger RNA. RefSeq lists its product as uncharacterized. NCBI's taxonomy places the organism in Eukaryota, Fungi, Basidiomycota, Agaricomycetes, Boletales, Suillaceae. The annotation marks the transcript as partial. The transcript has a single exon. The record is from RefSeq and is a predicted model, not a curated record.
GUCAGUAUUUUGAUCCUCCGUGGAGUUCGAGCUUUGCUUAUCACUCACAUCGCCCCCUUAACAGACUGUGAGUGUCUCAUCCCUCGAGCCUUGCUCAUCAACGACAUCGCUGAUCCAUUGAUAGGAGGUGAGUUUGUUCAUUCUCCCUUGACCUCAGGCUCGAGCCAUGCCGACCGAAGACAUUAUUCAUUGACAGCGUGUGAGCGUAUUGGUCCUCAGCAGAGGGACACAAUUUUCAACUUUCCAUCAUGA